Carassius auratus (goldfish) is the source of this 1801-nucleotide messenger RNA. RefSeq names its product RIO kinase 2 (yeast). The coding region runs from base 118 to 1695 and encodes 525 amino acids. Gene Ontology annotation, molecular function: protein serine/threonine kinase activity; ATP binding. The record is from RefSeq and is a predicted model, not a curated record. Gene Ontology annotation, biological process: protein phosphorylation; maturation of SSU-rRNA. The transcript is spliced from 10 exons. NCBI's taxonomy places the organism in Eukaryota, Metazoa, Chordata, Actinopteri, Cypriniformes, Cyprinidae. Gene Ontology annotation, cellular component: cytosol; nucleus; preribosome, small subunit precursor.
CGUCAGAAUACUGUUCUCUUCCGGUCUGAACAUGUGGAAUAGCUGGUUGAACAAAUCACGCAUUACAAAAACAAAAUAGGAAUAUUUAGAAAAUUAGGAAACAACGUGUUUGCCACCAUGGGAAAAUUAAAUGUCGUUAUCUUGAGGUAUCUUUCCAGGGAAGAUUUUCGAGUCCUGACAGCGGUGGAAAUGGGCAUGAAGAACCACGAGAUCGUCCCAGUAAGUCUGAUUGCGUCUAUUGCCAGUCUCAAGCAUGGAGGAUGUAACAAGGUUUUGCGGGAGCUGGUCAAACACAAGCUACUGGCCUAUGAACGCAGUAAAGCUGUGCAGGGGUAUCGGCUGAAUUACGGUGGCUAUGAUUACCUGGUACUGAAGACACUUUCAUCCAGGGAUGUUAUCGUGUCAGUUGGAAACCAGAUGGGAGUCGGCAAAGAGUCAGAUAUUUACAUUGUUGCAAAUGCUGAGGGGGAGCAGUUUGCUAUGAAACUUCACAGACUGGGACGGACAUCCUUCAGGAACUUGAAGAACAAGAGGGAUUACCACAAGCACAGAAACAAGAUUUCAUGGCUGUACCUGUCCCGGCUCUCUGCUAUGAAAGAGUUUGCUUACAUGAAGGCAUUAUAUGAUCGAGGGUUUCCUGUUCCAAAGCCAGUAGACUACAACAGACAUGCAGUGGUUAUGGAGUUCAUUAAUGGUUACCCACUGUGUCAGGUUCGAGAAAUUCAAGACCCUGCUGCACUGUACAGUGAAAUCAUGGAGCUAAUAGUUAAACUUGCCAAUCAUGGGCUGAUCCAUGGUGACUUCAACGAAUUUAACCUCAUGCUUGAUGACAACGACAACGUCACAAUGAUUGACUUCCCUCAGAUGGUCUCCACCUCACAUGCAAAUGGAGAAUGGUACUUUGAUCGAGAUGUCAAGUGUAUUCGAGAUUUCUUCUUAAAAAGAUACAACUAUGAAAGUGAACUCUAUCCAACAUUCAAAGAUAUCAGAAGAGCCUGCUCGCUCGAUGUGGAGAUCUCAGCUAGUGGAUACACCAAGGAGCUACAGCAGGAUGAUGAUUUGCUCCACCCUGAAGGUCCAGAGGGUGAAGGACUCAGUGAAGAUGAUGAUGAUGAUGAUGAUGAUGAUGAUAACAUCUCAGAGUCUGCUGACGAAACACAACAAGCCGCCUCAGAGGACGUUAUUAGCAUAGAGGAGUAUAAAAAAGCCAUGCUUGAGCUGGAAGGGCUAAAUAUUAGUAAGGAUACUCCAACAGAAGAGAACGCCACAGAGGAACUCGAGGGAGCUCAAUGUGAAGAGCAGAUCCCCUCAGAGGAUAUUCAGAAAGAAACUGUUUCUGAUAUUUCCAAAGACUUGGAGGGGGAAGAGGAGAAUGAGGUAGAGGAUGAGUGCCCUGAUUUGGUUGACCUGUCUGCAUCCAACAAAGAGUUUAGGCCUUUCAGAGACCAAGUGAGCCUUGAGAAUGAGCACAGAAGGAGAACAACCAGCGAGAUGAGCAUUGGAAGUGUUGGCAGUUGUUCUACUAUACCACCAGAUGCCAUCAGGCAGAAAGUGAAGAGACAGCUCACAAAACAGCAGAAGGCUGCUCAGAGAAGACGUCUACAGAAAGGUGAAGCCAACCUGGUGACCAAGGAGAGGAGAGAAAAUCAGAACAACAUCAAGAGCAGUUUGGAGGGAGCUUCCUUCUGGGGCUGAGGAUGGCCCUGAAAUCUUUUGAUGAUGUGACUUUAGGACUUCUAACAUUUUUCAGAGUUGCUUCUGUAUCCAUGAAAUUAAUAAUAAAAAAUCCUUAAUCCUGCGA